This is a messenger RNA of Labrus bergylta (ballan wrasse), 6787 nucleotides long. Its product is annotated as insulin receptor. Gene Ontology annotation, cellular component: insulin receptor complex; plasma membrane; axon. Gene Ontology annotation, biological process: positive regulation of kinase activity; positive regulation of MAPK cascade; protein autophosphorylation. Lineage: Eukaryota; Metazoa; Chordata; Actinopteri; Labriformes; Labridae. Gene Ontology annotation, molecular function: phosphatidylinositol 3-kinase binding; insulin receptor substrate binding; ATP binding. The record is from RefSeq and is a predicted model, not a curated record.
GAAGAAGGGGGAUCCUGCAGGACCUGAGAGAGAGAGAGAGAGAGAGAGAGAGAGAGAGAGAGACUGUACAAUCUACCUCUGUGGCGUGGUGGACGAAGAAGAAGAAGAAGAAGGAGACAUAAUCUAUCAAAAAAAAAAAAAGCUUUUUCUUUCUCUCAAAUUGUUCCCACGGCUGUGAGCUUGUUCCGAGCAUAAAGACAAACCCGGAUCACAGCACUGUGUGUAUUUUGCAUUUUUGACUCCCAAACAAACCACGAAGAAGAAGAAGAAGAAGAAAAAGUAGCUGCAGAGCCACGAAGAAGUCUGUCACAGAGGAUCUCUGCAAAUCUCUGCACACACUGGCGGAGGAGUUGUCGCAUUGGAGCAAAACAAGCUGCGUGGGGGAAAAAAAAGAAAAGAAACUCAUAUCUCACUAGGUGAAGUCGGCUGUUACGUGUUGUGCUUUUUUAAAAAGGACUUGAGGUGUUUUUUUCACACACCUCCUCCCCCCCACUCUUCCCUCUCCACGCAUGCCUCAAACUUCUCCCCGUGGCCUGGUGCUGGAGCAGCGGAGUCGAGCUAACGCAGCUAGCGGCUAACACCACCUUCAGUCCCGGACGACAACAACAACAACUCCCGUUGGUGUGUUUUUCUGCUUUUUUUAAACGUCGACACGGACAAACUUAGCUGCAGCAAUUCAACACGACAAUGCAGUAGCUGACACAAAGGGAGCAGCCGUGUCUUGUGCUGUUGUUUGUUUGUUAACAGGGGGGGGUGGUGGGGGGGGUUUGUUCCUCUCUCUCUCCAUGAGGUGGCUAACUGUAGCAGCGUCGUUAGCUCGUGUUUGACUGAACACGUUGGACUUGGUCGUUCCCUCCGCCCAUCUUCUGGGAUGUCUUUUAUUUAUUUUUGUUUACCUGUUGGCCCAUGUCGCGAAACAAAACCAGUGUCCUGAAGGCAUAUAUAUCCACCAGUCUGAGCUACCAAAAGGAUUAUUCUGUAUUUGACACGGAAUAGUGACUUAUCCCGAGUCAGUGAUGAGGCUCCGGACUUUGUGUUUGUGUUUUGUUUUGACUGCUGGAGUCUUUCUCAUGAGCUGUCAUCGAGCUGAAGCAGAGGUGUGUCCAAGCAAGGACAUCCGGAACAAUGUGACCAACCUGCAGACGCUUGAGAACUGCACUGUGAUCGAAGGCCACCUGAAGAUCCUGCUCAUGUUCCGAACCAAGCCCGAGGAUUUCCGAGGCCUCACUUUCCCCAAACUGAUGGUGAUCACAGACUACCUGUUGCUCUUCAGGGUCUACGGCAUGGAGAGCCUCAGCGAUCUCUUCCCCAACCUCACCGUGAUCAGAGGCAACAACCUGUUCUUCAACUACGCCCUGGUGAUGUUCGAGAUGCUCCAGCUGCGAGAGAUCGGCCUCCGAAACUUGAUGAACAUCACCCGUGGAGCCGUGAGAAUUGAGAAGAACCCAGAUCUCUGCUACCUCUCCACUCUGGACUGGUCCAAGAUCCUCGACACAGUGGAGGACAACUACAUCAUGGCAAACAAGAACGACAGAGAGUGCGGAGAUGUUUGCCCGGGGGCCGCCAUCGGAAAGACCACCUGCCAGACUACCACCAUCAACGGACACUUCAGUGAACGCUGCUGGACGCAGAACCACUGUCAAAGAAUGUGUCCUGUUCAGUGUAAACAUCGAGCCUGCACCAAGGACGACCAGUGCUGCCACGACCAGUGUCUGGGCGGCUGCCUGAAGCCCCACUCGGCCGCUCACUGCGUGGCCUGCCGCGGCCUCCAGCACGAGGGCACCUGCGUAGAACGCUGCCCCGAAAACCACUUUACCUAUAAAGGCUGGCGCUGCGUCUCUUUUGCCUUCUGUCAGGAACUCCACAACAAAUGCAAGCGGGAGAAGGAGCGCACCAAGAGCCCCGACUGCCACGAGUACGUCAUCCACAACGGGGGAUGCAUCCCUGAGUGUCCCUCCGGCUACACCACCGUCAACUCCUCCAUGCUGAACUGCACUCCCUGCGCCGGGCUCUGUCCAAAGGUCUGUAUGGGUGUGAAGACUGUGGACUCGGUCAUGACUGCUCAGGCUCUGAGAGGCUGCACUGUGCUCAACGGGAGCCUGGUCAUCAACCUGCGGGGAGGAAACAACAUCGCUGCUGAACUGGAGGCCAGCCUGGGCCAGCUGGAGGAGAUCACUGGCUACCUGACAGUGCGGCGUUCCUACGCCCUCGUCUCCCUCUCGUUUUUCCGUAAACUCCAUGUUAUUCGCGGAGAGGAACAGGAAAUCGGGAAUUACUCCUUCUACGCUCUGGACAACCAGAACCUGCGGCAGCUCUGGGACUGGUCCAAACACAAGCUGACCAUCCUGCAGGGACGCAUGUUCUUCCACUACAACUCCAAACUUUGCAUGUCCGAGAUCCACAAGAUGGAGGGGGUGACGGGGACCAAAGAGCGGCAGGUCAAGAACGACAUCGCCUCCAAGACAAACGGAGACCAGGCCUCAUGUGAGAACCACGUGUUGAAGUUCACUGUGAUCCGAACUGGGAGUGAUAAAAUAUUGGUGAAGUGGGAACCCUUCUGGCCUCCAGACUUCAGAGACCUGCUGGGCUUUAUGGUGCUCUACAAAGAAGCACCUUUUCAGAACGUAACCGAGUUCGACGGGCAGGACGCCUGCGGCUCCAACAGCUGGGUGAUCGCCGACGUGGACCCUCCGCGUCGAGCCACAGACGGAGACAGGGAGCAGUCUGAACCGGGUUACCUCAUCCUGCCGCUGAAGCCCUGGACGCAGUACGCCAUCAUGGUGAAAACCCAGCUCUCGGCCUCCGACGAGCACCAGGUCCACCACGGAGCGAAGAGCAAAAUCAUCUAUGUCCGCACCAACGCCACAAAACCCUCAGUCCCGCUGGACCCCAUCUCCUCGUCCAACUCUUCCUCUCAGAUCAUCCUCAAGUGGAAACCUCCCAACGACCCCAAUGGGAACAUCACUCACUACCUGGUCUUCUGCCAGCGCCAGCCUGAAGCCAGCGAGCUCUACAAGUUUGACUACUGUCAGAAAGGGAUGAAGCUGCCGUCUCGGGUUCCCACACAGGUCGACAGUGACGAGGAGCAGAAGUGGAACCAGACGGAGGAGCAGGGCCAGGGGACGCGAUGCUGCGCCUGCCCCAAAACCGACAAGGAACUGAAGAAGGAGAAAGAGGACUCGGAGUACCGGAAGACCUUUGAGAAUUACCUUCACAACGAAGUCUUUGAGCUCAAACGCUCGAGACAGCGGCGCUCUGUGAUGGGCAUCGCCAAUCGAACACACCCCUUCCUCACCACCGCCCCGAGCCCGACCCAUGGCACAGGCAGCCCGGACGAGGACGAGGAAAACUUUGAAAACUCCAAGUCUGUCGUCACCGUCCACGCAAAGGAGUCCACUGUCAUCUCAAGCCUGCGCCACUUCACCAGCUACCAGAUCGAGAUCCACGCCUGCAACCACCCGACUGACGCCGCACGGUGCAGCAUGGCGGCGUAUGUCAGUGCCCGCACAAUGCCUGAAGAUAAAGCCGAUGACGUCAUUGGUCCAAUCAAUUAUGACGUGGCAGAGAACACAGUGCUGAUCUCAUGGCAGGAACCUGCGGCCCCUAAUGGUAUGAUCAUCCUGUACGAGGUCAACUACAAGAGACUGGGAGACUCAGAGGAGCUUCACUACUGCGUGUCGAGGAACAUGUAUAAAGUGACCCGGGGCGCAAAGCUGAAAGUGAUGCAUCCUGGGAAUUACACAGUGAGGAUCCGGGCCACCUCGCUGGCAGGGAACGGAUCCUGGACUGAUCCCACGUACUUCUACGUCCAGGACGCAAGCGAUCCUCUCUACUUCGUAAAGAUCAUCAUCGGGCCGAUCCUCUGCUUUGUCCUGGUGCUGUGCAUGGCCACGGCUGGAUUCGUCAUCUUCAGAAAGAGUCAAACUCAAGGACCAAGUGGUCCCAUCUACGCCUCCUCUAACCCGGAGUAUCUCAGCGCUAAUGACGUGUACGAGGAGGACGAGUGGGAGGUGGGGAGAGACAAGAUCAACAUCUUGAGGGAGCUGGGCCAGGGCUCCUUCGGCAUGGUGUACGAGGGCAUCGCCAAGGACAUCAUCAAGGGCGAGGGCGAUACGCGGGUAGCGGUGAAGACGGUGAACGAGUCGGCCAGCCUGAGGGAGAGAAUCGAGUUCCUGAACGAGGCCUCGGUCAUGAAGGCCUUCAACUGUCACCAUGUGGUGCGUCUGCUGGGAGUCGUGUCUAAAGGUCAGCCCACGUUGGUGGUGAUGGAGCUGAUGACCCACGGAGACCUGAAGAGCUGGCUGCGCUCUCUGAGACCUGACUCUGAGAACAACCCCGGGCGUCCACCGCCCACUCUGAAGGAGAUGAUACAAAUGGCCGCUGAGAUCGCAGACGGCAUGGCUUACCUUAACGCCAAGAAGUUUGUCCACAGAGAUCUGGCAGCCAGAAACUGCAUGGUCGCUCACGAUCUCACUGUCAAAAUAGGAGACUUCGGCAUGACCAGAGACAUCUACGAGACCGACUACUACAGGAAGGGAGGGAAGGGCCUGCUGCCCGUCAGGUGGAUGGCCCCCGAGUCUCUGAAGGACGGAGUCUUCACUGCAAAUUCAGACUGCUGGUCGUUCGGGGUGGUGCUGUGGGAGAUCAGCACGCUGGCCGAGCAGCCGUACCAGGGCCUGUCCAACGAGCAGGUCCUCAAGUUCGUCAUGGACGGGGGCUUCCUGGACCGGCCGGACAACUGCGCGGACAGACUACACAACCUGAUGCAGAUGUCCUGGCAGUACAACCCCAAGAUGCGUCCCGCCUUCCAGGAGAUCAUCGAGAUGCUGCGCGAGGACCUGCACCCUUCCUUCCAGGAGGUGUCCUUCUUCUACAGCGAGGAGAACAAGCCGCCGGAGAGCGAGGACUUUGACCUGGACAUGGAGAACAUGGAGAGCAUCCCACUGGACCCGUCAUCGUACUCCCAGAGGGAGCACUGUUUGGACAGAGACGAGGCCUCCUCCAUGGGCCUGAGGGGCAGUUACGAGGAGCACCACAUCCCCUUCACACACAUGAACGGGGGAAAGACCAACGGACGAAUACUGGCCCUACCCCGGUCCAGCCCCUCCUAACACCCCCCGCCCCCCUUUACUCAAACAUGUCGCUAUAGAUUAAAAAUAUAUAUUUUUGUUUUUCGUUGUCAUUUUAUAGAGAUCACACUUUUAUCACUCUCUCUCCAGACGCCACUCAGUGCAUAUCUCAGGACCUUAUUUUUCUCCUCCGAUGCCACAAACACACACUACAGCACGCCCAAACAUGGAUGCCAGACGACACUUUUUGUAUUUAAGGACGAACCUCCCUUGUCUCUUGUCCAUGAUUGUAGUUUAUAUACUGUAUAUAUAUAUUGCAAAGUUUGCUAGACUGGGUGGAUUAAUGGAUUCAACUGUGAAACAAACUCUUGACAAACAAGACGGCUGCUAAACCCACUGUCCCCUCAUAAGUCCAGACUGCAAUCCCCUCCCCCCCCUCCUCUCUCGACUCCUUAUCCAACCCAAGGAUUCAUCCCUCGGUUGCUAAGUUUUGGAAAAAGAAAAAAGAAAAGAAAAAGUGCCCUUCUAUUUUGUCUGUUGCCUCCAUCAGUUGUCAUUGAACUUUUGUCUGAAUCUUUGUACGCGCGGUAAUGACAAACUGAAAAUCAAAGACUUCGGGAACUCUUUGUCGGGUGGUUAGGAAACGGUCCAUCCUCGAACAAACUCUUCUGAUCCACUGGAGAAGCUGGUUGAAGUGGCUUACCUCCUCACACUCUGCAGUAUUCCAAAAUGGCACACAGGAUGAACACAGGACUUUUGUAGGGUUAUAUAUUUUUUAAACUGAUUCACCUGUCUUUUCUUUGUUUUUUCUCUCUUUGAGUUUUCACAUUUACAGCUGAAGGAUAUUUAAACUGUUUUCAAAAAACACGUUGGUGAACGAGUUCCUCAGAUUGACCAAUAGCUGCUUCUUUGGUAUAUUUUAGUGGGUCUAGAAGAUUAAAAAAAAAAAAAGUAUAUAAAUAUAUAUAUAUAUAAAUAUAUUAUUGAUGUUUUUGUACAUAGCUGGUAUGUUGUCAUUUUUGAGGUCUUUCCGGUUCUAGAAACUGUUUUUACAUGUUAGUCUCUUGUGUUUGUUUUUUUCUAAUCCAGAAACUCAUACUAAGUAGCUUUUCUUUUUUUUUUUGGACUUUGUGAUCAACCGACAGCACUUGGUCUUUUUUGCUAUGCGAGGCCCCCGGCGACGAGGAGUGUGUGGCGCCUUCAGCUUGAGAUGUCUGCCCAUCAUAUGGAGAUCAAAUAAAAUAGUGCUGUAAAUAAUGCAGCAAGGUGCGUUCAUGAAGAGGCUCUGCCCGUCUUUCUCCUUUUUCUCUUACUACAGGUGUCGUCGGACGCUGAGCCGUUUCUUCAGAAGCUGUUUCUUGAGAAUCUAUUUUGUGUAUCAGAAGCUUUUAUCACACAACCAUGCAAAGGUAAAGUCGACACAUUGAACUUCAUCCAUAAAGGAAGCACAGCUUAGAUGAGAUAUGUUUUUUGCCAUAUACAACACAUCACAUCAUUGAGUGCUUUCAGCAGAAAUCCUUCAAAUAUUGUUCAUCUAUUGCUGUGAUUAAAGGUUUAUUCUAUAGCGUUUUUUUUUUUUUUUCAUGUGUCACAUACAUGAUCAUGAUAAUGCCAUGAACACUUUGAAGUAACAGAAUUACAUCAUAAAGGUGAAAAUCAACCAUGGAUUAAAAACACAAAACUAAACUUAACCUUAUUAAAGAAUAUGUGGGAUCGUU